CGAACAUGGUGCUGAUGCCAUCGAUGAUCUCCCUGUAUUCAUUCACAAGGUUCGUCAUUUCAGACUUCAUUGAGUAUUCGAACCUGGAAAAGAUGAAAUCUCGAAACGAAGAGACGAUGGAUCUUCCUAGUCCUCCACGCGACAUCGCCAUGGUUGGCGCAGGCAUUGCCGGCAUUGCCUGUGCGCUGGCUCUCUCCCGAGAGCUCUCACCAUUCGUGCCAAACCUCAACAUCACAAUUUACAAACGACAUGACACUCUUUUCAACUUAGGCGGUGCAAUCAAUUUGACUUCCGUCGCACAACGGCACCUAGUAAAGCUAGGAGUCCUGGACGAGUUAGACCGUAUGGGCUCCGACGGUGGGGCUGAAGUGGAUGCGAUUGAACUUUUUUCAAUGUAUUCAGGUCGCUCAAUCGGCUCAAUUGACUUUAUUGAUCACAAUGGAAACGGCUUUGGCGGGUACAAGGGCCGCCGUGUCAUGCGAAUCAUUCUGUCCAUGGCCAUGAUGACAGUGAUCGAUAGGACUCCAAUUGUCAAUCUCGUCUUUGGCAAGAAAGUGAUUGGCGGUGAGGAAAUCAGCGACAAAGCCGUUAUUCAUUUCAGUGACCAAUCGGAAGUCAUUGUAGAACUCGUCAUUGGCUGUGAUGGUGUUCAUUCCGCUGUUCGUACCCGCUGGGUUGAUCCCGACUGCGCCUCUCAAUAUACGGGCAUGUCUUUCUUGCAAGCUACUCUCUCGGCAAACUCCCUCUUUCCACCGCAUUUCCAGUCAUCUGCGUUGAAUAUCUCCCGUCAUGGCUCGGUGUUGACGAGCUUCUGCGAUCGUGACCGCGAGCAAAUUUUUGCAACUGCCAUUUUUCAAUUCGAUCAAGCAGAUUUGAGCCACCAUCGCCUUGAGCCAGGUCAAGACUGGGCAACUAAGUAUCGGAUACGUCGGGAUCUGCGCUGCGAGAUGCGAUCUCGGUUCUCAAAAUCAGCGCUGCCCUGUAUCCGAGAGAUGGUGGAGAGUAAAGCGGAUUGGAUGCUUUACCCUGUUUAUCAAGUUCGACUGGGAGGACGAUGGUGUAUGAACCGUGUUAUCAACUAUGUGACAGCUACGGAGUACUUAGAAUUGGCCAAUCGGAGCAACGGAAUCAAAAGGGAAGACUGA
Messenger RNA from Penicillium brasilianum, 1145 nucleotides. The record is from the annotation of a GenBank genome assembly. NCBI's taxonomy places the organism in Eukaryota, Fungi, Ascomycota, Eurotiomycetes, Eurotiales, Aspergillaceae.